UGGCAGACCAGUAUGACGUGGACAAAAUAAAAGGCACCGAGAAGCGCUUGGAUAAGCGCUGCUAAGAUGUAACCGACAUCGACCUGGCGCAACAGACGCAAUGGACAGGCUGACAGAGCGGUUCAAGACACUGGGAGGCAGGUGAAGCCCUAGAUCAAGAGACUGCCAACGCAGCGACUAACACAAACCAACACGGCCAGAGGACGCCCACCACUUGAAGCAGAAAGUGGGAAAGUUUGCCAACAUCUUCAACCCCAACCACCGUCAUGACGAGGCGCACGAAAUAGCUACCGACAAGAAGCGAACGGCCAUCGCCGAGUCGCAUCGCUUCGGGUCCUUCGCCCCCGUGCACGAGGGAAACAAGCUGAAAUGGUAUGUGGAUGGACGGGAUUAUUUCUGGGCUGUCUCGGUAGCGCUGGAACAGGCAAAGGAGACCAUCUAUCUUGCAGAUUGGUGGCUAUCUCCAGAGCUCUUCCUUCGUCGACCCCCCUUUUUCAACCAGGAAUGGAGGCUAGACCAAGUGUUGAAGCGUCGGGCUGAGGCUGGGGUCAAGAUCUACGUGAUUGUAUACAAAGAGGUAAACCAAGCCUUGACCUGCAACUCGGCCCACACAAAACAUGCCCUGCGAGCGCUGUGCCCAGAAGGAUCACCUGGACAUGGAAACAUACAGAUUCUCCGCCACCCAGACCACAAUUUCUUCGAGAACGCGGGCGACAUGACGUUUUACUGGGCUCACCACGAGAAAUUCAUCGUCAUAGACUAUGCCCUCGCCUUUAUUGGGGGUCUGGACCUCUGCUUCGGGAGAUGGGACAGCCACCAGCAUGUGCUAUCUGAUGUGUAUCCUGGUGGCAUCCACAAUGAGAUCUUCCCUGGUCAGGAUUUCAACAACAAUCGCAUUAUGGAUUUCAAAUCAGUUGAAGACUGGCUACAAAACGAACUGGACAAGUCCAAGUAUGCGCGGAUGCCAUGGCAUGAUGUGGCAAUGGGUGUCAUCGGUGAUUGUGUCUACGAUAUCGCGGAGCAUUUCGUUCUGCGAUGGAACCAUGUGAAGCGUGAUAAAUACAAGCGCGACCCAGCAGUUGACUGGCUCGAAUUGCGUGGCCGCCAGGGCGAGAAUGAGGAUCUUGUUGGUGUACAACGUCCCAUUUAUCCAGUUGGCAAAUAUCGACUGCACCCACUUUCUCCACUGGAGUCCAAACCCCAAGGAAUCCAAGGUACUGUCACCGCUCAGAUUGUUCGAAGUAGUGCAGACUGGAGCAGUGGAAUCCUGGUUGAACAUAGUAUUCAAAAUGCGUAUGCGGAGUUGAUUGGAAAUGCACAGCACUUUGUCUACAUGGAGAAUCAGUUCUUCAUCACUGCCACUGGCGACCAGCAAUCCCCAAUUCAAAAUACAGUUGGACGGGCAAUGGUCGACGCAUGCGUGCGCGCGGCCAAAGAAGGCCGAAAGUUCCGCAUCAUCGUUAUUAUACCUGCUAUUCCAGGCUUCGCCGGCGAUCUCAGGGAUACCGAAGCUGCCGGAACACGCGCUAUUAUGGAUUACCAAUAUAAGUCCAUCUGCCGCGGGGAGCAUUCUAUCAUGCGCCAAAUUGAAGCCGCUGUGGAGGGCGUGGAUCCAAAAGAAUAUAUUUCUUUCUUCAACCUUCGGUCCUAUGACCGGCUGAACAGGACUCAGGCCCUAGUCGAACAGGAGAAGAAGACAGGAAAGUCCUACGCGGAGUUACAACGAGCCCAGGCCGAGGAAAUCAUGGAAGAGGGCGUGCAUCCCUCAGUUGACCCCGAAGACGAGCCUGACAAACACCGUUUCCACCUGAAGAGACGCGCCAGUCGCGAAGAACAGGCGCAUCUUGAUCCCGAGUCUACGCGUGCAGAUCUUGAACGUGAAGCGAAAAGUGCUGAUUCUAUUGCCAAAGAUGCCAUGCUCAACCAAGGCAAUGUGUCUGAUGAAAUAUGGGAAGGUAGUGCGGACCUGGAGAAGGAUAAUUUUGUCCAGGAAGAACUCUAUGUCCACUCGAAACUGCUCAUUGUCGAUGACAGAUACGCCAUCUGCGGCAGUGCAAAUAUGAAUGAUCGAUCCCAGUUAGGUUACCAUGAUAGCGAGCUUGCCAUCAUCAUGGAGGACACAGACCUUAUAGAUAGCAAAAUGGACGGCCAAGACUAUAGAGCCGGUCGUCAUAUUGCCACCCUCCGUCGGGCCCUCUGGCGAGAGCAUCUGGGCCUUCUUCCUGCCCAGGACUUGGAUGCGAGCAAUGAUAUCAAUGCGCAGCCUCCUGGAGACCUGCCCAAUGACUAUCGGCCCGGGCCUGAAGAUCAGUUUGUGGAAGACCCUCUCAGCGACGAUCUCUGGUCAACUUGGACAACGCAGGCAACGACGAACACGGAGGUGUUUCGACAGCUCUUCCGCGCCGACCCAGACGAUAAUAUCAGGACAUUCGAGCAGUACGACCAUUUCAUGCCGGGUAGGAAGUUGUGGAAGCAAGGCCACCUGGCCGACCCGUACAUGCCAAUCGAGGAAGUAAAAAAGAAGUUGGAUAAGGUGCGCGGACAUCUGGUAUGGAUGCCGUUGAACUUCCUGGACCAGGCAGAGAUGGCCGAGCCAGGGCUGUCCGUGAAUCAACUGACCGAGAGUAUCUACACGUAAGCAUGCUGCAGCACCAGUCCCUGCUUAUUUCAAAAGCAGCACAUACACAUUGUCUUCUGUUGAGAAAUCGUUACUCAGUUAAGUACGGAAGCUGGCUAUGUAACAUACACACCUACACUAACGAUUACUCGUCUGCAAAUACUCUGACAAACGAGGAACUUGAGAUGUGAAAGGAUAUAUGGGGUGAUUGAGUUGGGCACUGCACCGACUUCAGCUGUCUGGGAAAGAGAUUGAUCGCAGGAGAGGGUUGACCAGGAGACCCUGGUGAAAGUCUGUUCUAUUGAAGGUCUGUGUUGAUAGCUGUCAUAGGGCAAUGUAUAGUCUCAGGUAGUAACAACUUACCAAAUCCAUCAAGCCUUCACGAUCCUCUCUACAACAUCCAGCCCAGUCAACCUCUUCAGCAUACCAUCCAAAGCCGCAAACGGCAGUACACUAACCAGUCGAGCAAACCAGGCUUGCUCUCCUCUCCAGAUAACCAUCGGCGGGUUCUUCCCAAGCAAAUCCCCCACUACAGCCUUUGCCCAUUGCGCUGUCGGCAUCCCUGUCUUCUCAAACUCAACCUGUCUAAGUGCUCUCUCCGCCCAUUAUUUUAUUUAGCGUCGUUCUGAUUUUCUAACCAAGUUGGAACGUACAAAGCCGGUUUUGAGAUCCACGACGGUUGUGCCGAGAAUACCGGCUCGAGUCGGAGGGUGUCAGAUAACAUGGCGAUGGCGGUUUUGGACGCUGUAUGCACGCCUCUAAAGGGGGGUACAGCGACGGAGCCCGCGGACGAUUGGUUUACAAUUAUACCACCAUGUGAACUCCUCACUAGCAAGGGCAAACACGCCUGGGUCUUCCCAAUAUAGCUCCAAACAUUCAGGCCGAACAACCUUCCUCAUCAGCAAUGUCAACGUCAGCACCGGGCAUGAGAUAUUCGGAGCCAGUAUUGUUAAUCAAGAUAUCGAGAGAAGGCGGUUUAGACACAGCUGUAUUGAUAGACCCGGUGGAGAGGACGUCGAGAGUCAUGGUUUCGAUGCCAGCUGACGGACACUGGGCCAACUUGGAGGGAUUAUGGGCCGUGGCAAACACCCCGGGACCAGAGGCAUGGGAGGCGAGGGCGAGGGAGGCACUGAGGCUGCCCUCAGAACAGCCCGGUUAUUAAAACGGUGCGUUGGGGAAGAAAGAUGUUAGACAAUCAGCUCUGGUUGCCGUAGGAGAAAAAAGACUGCACGGGAAAAAACGAUGGACUAAACCCUAGGUUGACAGGAAAGGAUAGAACCCAGCAUGUUUCUUUCUUCCUGUCUGUGGUCUUACAUAUGGGACAAGAUUUCACCUGCGAUUCGGUCAAUAUCAAGCCGGGAUGUAUCACCGGUAGGAAACCUGCAUAUUGAGACAUGAGACAUGGUCCGUGAAAUCUGCAGUCUGGGUUCCAUUCUCCCUACAACCGCUCUCUGGAUAUUUCUAAUAUGACUUUGGAAGACCAAGAAUCCUCUCCCCAAUGUAGUUACAGAUCAUGUCCCUGCUGACUGGAGCAAUCCGCGGAAUAAACACCUCUCUCAAGUAUCUCUCGACAUGAUACUCCCUUGCAUAGCCCAUUCCACCGUGCACAAGGAUGGCUCGUUCACACGAUUCAAAGGCUGCUUCGGCCGCAAGGUAUUUUGCUGCGUUGGCAUAUUCCCCUCCAGUAUGACCCUGGUCAUACAGGCGUGCAGCAUGAUACACCACCAGACGGGCUGCUUCCAGCUUCAUCCAGCUGUCAGCUAAUGGAUGCUGAAUGGCCUGAUUCUUCCCAAUCAGUUGGCCAAAAACCCGCCUCUCGUUUGCAUAGAUUGCUGCACGGCGAAGGGCGGCAUAUCCAAGACCGAGCGCCUCUGCAGCAAUCAGGAUUCGCUCUGCGUUCAUUCCAUGCAGGAUCAUUUUAAAG
Molecule: messenger RNA, 4541 nt
Organism: Monascus purpureus
Lineage: Eukaryota; Fungi; Ascomycota; Eurotiomycetes; Eurotiales; Aspergillaceae
Source: the annotation of a GenBank genome assembly